This is a messenger RNA of Paramuricea clavata, 1986 nucleotides long. NCBI's taxonomy places the organism in Eukaryota, Metazoa, Cnidaria, Anthozoa, Malacalcyonacea, Plexauridae. The record is from the annotation of a GenBank genome assembly.
AUGGCGACGUUUGAAGAGUGCGAAAGCAAAAUUCAGAAGCUGUCUGAUAAACUUAAAUCAAUUCUUCCUCUUGACCCUGAAAAUGUAAAGUCUUUCGUAUUAAAUGGGCAGGGAGUAAACAUUGUUGUACAAGCGAGUUCAGAAUUCGAGGCGGCAGUUAGUUUUGGAUAUGGUUUAUGCUAUUUUGGCUUUAUAGACUCGAACACAAAAUCCGUUUCGUUCGUUUGCGAGGACGAAGAAGGUCGAAUUUUUUAUUACGAUCUUUUUAAUGAAGGAGAAUUCAAAGACCUGAUAGUUGUUAAGUCUUUAUUCGCUGGGAGAGCCGACGAAAAUGUGGAACGUGAAAAUAAUACUUCAGCAAGUCAACUCGGCGAGAAAGUCAGAUCAGAACCAGCUGCUGAUAUAAACAAUUUGGACCAAUGCGUGAACACUAUUUCAAAUGACUUAGAGGAGCUAUUAAACAGGACAUUUAACAAUUAUUUUGGAUUCGAUAACUUUAGACCACUUCAGAAAGAAAUAAUUACUGCAACAUUGAGAAGAGAAAAUGUUCUUGGAGUUUUGGGAACGGGCAGUGGGAAAUCAUUGACUUUUAUGCUACCAGCUGUGCUUGCAUCCCGGCCAACGCUUGUUGUUUCACCUACAAAAAGCCUUAUUGAUGACCUUGUGAUUCGUUGCCAAGAUUUAAAUAUUUCCUGUUGCAAAUUCACUGGAAGUGUACCGUUGACUGUCCAAAAUGAACAGUUAGACAAAUUACCACAAUUUAAACUUAUUUUUACAACACCAGAAAUGCUGUAUGAAGGAUGUCUCAAGGAGAAAUUUGAAACUAUUGAGAUUGAAAGACUUGUUUUUGAUGAAGCCCACACAAUAUCAUCUUGGGGCGAUACAUUUAGACCAGUAUAUAAGGUUGUAUGUCAGAAACUGAGUGGUCUUGAAUGUCCAAAACUUUUGUUGAGUGCGACAGUUCCAGAGUUUCAAGUGGCAGUUCUGAAAGAAAUGUUUGGAAGUGUAACAGUUCUGCGAGAAACAGUAUUCCAGAAUAAUCUUUUCAUUGAAGUUAAGGAUCGGCAAUGUAAUACCAAGUUUUAUGACGAGUUGUAUUCAUACAUAAAAGAUCAAGCAUCAUGUGGCAUAAUAUAUUGUGUUCUCUCAAAUGAUGUCACUAAAAUCCACUCUGAACUAGUGAAACGAGGUUUGAACUGUGUGAAAUAUCAUGGUAAGUUGUCUGAGAGUGUAAAGGAGUCAAGCUUUUCAAAAUGGAUUAGUGGUGAAGUAAAUGUAAUCAUUGCAAAUUCUUCUUUUGGUAUGGGCAUCGAUAAACGAGACGUUCGAUAUGUUGUCCAUGUCAAGUUGCUAACCAGUAUUGAUGAUUAUUACCAACAAGUUGGAAGGGCUGGCCGUGAUGGAGAACCCGCAACCUGCUGCAUAUAUCACAAAUAUAGUGAUAGAACUGCUUUAAUUAGCAUGUUCAAGCACCAUGAUAAUUUUGACCAGCAGUACAAGGCACUUAGUGAUAUUGUCAUUUGUCUUGAAGACCCUGUACAAUGCAGACAUAAAAUAAUUAGAACAUAUUAUGGUGAAAAAUGUGAUGGUUUUACAUGUAACACAAGUUGUGAUAACUGCCGCAGCAGGGGAAAGUAUGUAACAGCUGAUGGAACAACAGAUGCCUUAAACGUUAUUCGGGCAGUAAUUGAACUUACAGGCAAGAAAUUAAGUGGAAACACUCUUAAGUUGUUUUUGGCUGGAAGUAGGCAGAAAUGUAUCCUAGAAAGUAACCUGGACAGCUUUUUAAACUUUGGUGUGCUGAGCAAGCAAUUUGUUCCUGUUAUCCUUCUUGAGAAAUUCAUACACUUACUUAUUUACAAAGAUAUUUUGUCAGAAACUGUAGAAACAAAGAAAAAUAGUGUAUCCAUAUCCAUUUGUCUAGGACCAAAUGCACAUAACCUGUUGGCUUCUACUGUAUAUGUCCCAAAGUAUGAAAAACUUUAG